This is a messenger RNA of Calliphora vicina (urban bluebottle blowfly), 488 nucleotides long. It is a transcript of the gene Dpm3, whose product is annotated as Dolichyl-phosphate mannosyltransferase subunit 3. NCBI's taxonomy places the organism in Eukaryota, Metazoa, Arthropoda, Insecta, Diptera, Calliphoridae. The transcript has 2 exons. Gene Ontology annotation, cellular component: endoplasmic reticulum membrane; dolichol-phosphate-mannose synthase complex. The coding region runs from base 94 to 378 and encodes 94 amino acids. Gene Ontology annotation, biological process: GPI anchor biosynthetic process. The record is from RefSeq and is a predicted model, not a curated record.
UUGUUUGUUAUCAAAGUUUUUUUUAAGAGUUUCUAUAAGCAUUUCUUAAAACAUUCCUUUUAUUAAUAAAAAAUUAAGAAUUCAACAAUAAAUAUGACUAAUUUACAACGUUGGUUAAUGUAUUUACUACUGUUUUUAGUGCCAUAUUUUGGUAUUCUAUUCGCUACCAUUAAAACGCCGGGUAUGGAAAAAUUGUUAUUUCCUUUACAACUAUUACCUUAUAUUUUGGUGCUUAUGUUUGGUUUAUACGCUGCUGGCACUGUUUUAUAUCGCACCUUUACUUUCAAUGAUUGUCCGGAAGCAGCCAAAGAAUUGCAAGAGCAAAUACAAGAAGCUCGUAAGGAUUUAAUAGCCAAAGGUCUUAAAUUUAGAGAUUAGUUUUAUUAUGCAAAUAAUAACUUAUUUAUAACAAUUUUGAUAAAGUAAUGAGAAUAAAAUUAAAUAUGUUCUAUCAAGAUACUACGAACAAAAUGUGUAAAUAAAACAAA